Molecule: messenger RNA, 1075 nt
Organism: Hypoxylon fragiforme
Lineage: Eukaryota; Fungi; Ascomycota; Sordariomycetes; Xylariales; Hypoxylaceae
Product: histone H2A.Z
Exons: 3
Coding region: 361-810 (149 amino acids)
Cellular component (GO): nucleosome
Molecular function (GO): DNA binding; protein heterodimerization activity; structural constituent of chromatin
Source: RefSeq, a predicted model, not a curated record
AGCCAUUCAGCAAGCCUACAAGGCCACUGAUAACGUGCCACCUACAGUGGUGGUAUGUACCUAAGCUUUCCCACCCGCAAGACCUCAGCCCGCCUUUCCCAGUGAAAGAAGUAUCAACCAAGACGUACCGCGCCGCCUCUCGAUUUUCGAUUUUCGAUUUUCCAACGCCUCCAAACAACAAAACACAAACCAAAAAAAAAUAAAAAACAAUUUUCACCGACAAACAUAUCCUUUGACGCGCAAACUUAACCAACCCAACUCGAAACUGAUACAAUUAAAUCUCGUCGUAUUGAAGCAACAAUAAUUUAGCCAUUACCAACAUUCCAUCGAAUUUGCGCGACUCGAUAUAAAAUUAACACAAUGGCUGGUGGAAAAGGCAAAUCAGCUGGAGGCAAGAGCUCAGGUGGAAAGACUUCUGCUGCCGCCGCCGCCGCCGCCCAUGAAGGUCCCAAGAAGCAGCAAAGCCAUUCCGCUCGUGCUGGACUUCAGUUCCCCUGCGGUCGUGUCAAGCGUUUCUUGAAGCAAAACACCCAAAACAAGAUGCGCGUCGGAGCUAAGGCAGCAGUUUAUGUUACGGCCGUUCUCGAGUAUCUUACUGCUGAAGUCCUGGAGCUCGCAGGAAAUGCUGCCAAGGAUCUUAAGGUUAAACGCAUCACUCCCCGCCACCUCCAGCUCGCCAUCCGUGGUGACGAAGAACUCGAUACUUUGAUUCGUGCAACCAUCGCCUUUGGUGGUGUCCUACCCCACAUCAACCGAGCUUUGCUACUCAAGGUCGAGGCCAAGAAGAAGAACAAGGCUAUCGAAGCAUAAGCAUCCUGCUACCUUUGUAUUUGAAGUUUUCCAACUUCAUAGUCUUUCGCUUCCAACUGUUCUUGCUAUGUGGCACAAGGUUCUCUACUUCUGGAGGUGGGCUACACGGUCUCACGACUUAGGACGGUUAAUUAUGACGACGUAUUCUGGCAUCCCCUUGACGGAAUCGCGGUUGCUUGCGCUGGGCAUUUUGGCUCUGAAGUAGCAUUCAGGGUUGAGAUAAUUCAGAAGAUUUUCGGCAAGGCCAAAGGGUGCUCAGGAGAUG